Messenger RNA from Oncorhynchus tshawytscha (Chinook salmon), 4784 nucleotides. It is a transcript of the gene klhl17, whose product is annotated as kelch-like family member 17. The transcript has 13 exons. Gene Ontology annotation, molecular function: protein binding. Lineage: Eukaryota; Metazoa; Chordata; Actinopteri; Salmoniformes; Salmonidae. Bases 352 to 2157 code for a protein of 601 amino acids. The record is from RefSeq and is a predicted model, not a curated record.
CAGGUCCACCUUAACAUUUGAUGUCACUCAUUGCUCAUGCAGUUUGCAUUUACGUACGUCAACAACAUGAUUGAAUAGAGGCUUUCUUCCUGUCGUAUGCUUUACUCAUAUGGACCGAGACAGGCAGUAGAGUUUAUCAAUUUGGAUGCAUCUCGUGUUGUUUUCACGUUCCCCAUCAUUUCAGUGAAGAGGGGCGACGAAACCGCCAACGUUUAUCACCGGGAUUAGGGCCUUGUCCGGGGUGAGCAGAUUAUCCUGCACUGCCAACUUGUUGAAGUAGAAAUCAUCAUACAAAUCGAGUCGCCCAGAGUGAGGCCCAGGCAGGAGCCGACUGCUGCUGACCACGGCACCAUGAUGGAGGGGGGCAUGCAGCUGCUGAACCGUGACGGCCACAGCAUCUCGCACAACUCCAAGCGCCACUACCACGACUCGUUUGUGUCCAUGAACAGGAUGCGCCAGCGUGGCCUGCUCUGCGACAUCGUGCUGCACGUCUCCAACAAGGAGAUCAAGGCGCACAAGGUGGUGCUGGCCUCCUGCAGUCCCUACUUCCAUGCCAUGUUUACAAAUGAGAUGUCGGAGAGUCGUCAGACCCACGUGACCCUGCAUGACAUUGACCCCCAGGCGUUGGAACAGCUGGUUCAGUAUGCCUACACGGCAGAAAUCGUGGUGGGGGAGGGCAACGUGCAGACAUUGCUUCCAGCGGCCAGCCUGCUGCAGCUCAACGGGGUGAGGGACGCCUGCUGUAAGUUCCUCCUCAGCCAGCUUGACCCUUCCAACUGCCUGGGCAUCCGCAGCUUUGCCGACACGCACUCCUGCAGCGACCUGCUCAAGUCGGCGCACAAGUACGUCCUGCAGCACUUUGUGGAGGUGUCCAAGACUGAGGAGUUCAUGCUGCUGCCGCUAAAGCAGGUAUUAGACCUGAUCUCCAGUGACAACCUGAACGUACCGUCAGAAGAGGAGGUAUACCGGGCCGUGCUGAGCUGGGUCAAACACGACAUAGAUGGGCGCAGGCAGCACGUACCCUGGCUGAUGAAGUGCGUGCGUCUGCCCCUGCUGCGGAGGGAUUUCCUCAUGAGCAACGUGGACACGGAGCUGCUGGUGCGCCACCACUCUGAGUGCAAGGACCUGCUCAUCGAGGCCCUCAAGUACCAUCUUAUGCCCGAACAGAGGGGUGUGCUGAGUAACAGCCGUACCCGGCCGCGCCGCUGCGAGGGCGCCAGCCCCGUGCUCUUCGCCGUCGGUCAGUGUGCCCCCGAGGUUACCCACCAGGGUGGCGGCAGUCUGUUUGCUAUCCACGGUGACUGCGAGGCCUACGACACGCGGACUGACCGAUGGCACAUGGUGGCAUCCAUGUCCACUCGGCGGGCACGUGUGGGCGUGGCGGCCAUUGGCAACAAGCUGUACGCUGUGGGAGGGUAUGACGGCACCUCAGAUUUGGCCACAGUGGAGUCCUACGACCCUGUCACCAACUCCUGGCAGCCUGAGGUUUCAAUGGGGACGCGACGGAGCUGUUUGGGCGUGGCAGUGUUGCACGGCCUCCUGUACGCCGCCGGUGGUUACGACGGAGCUUCCUGUCUCAACAGUGCAGAGCGGUACGACCCUCUCACCAGUACCUGGACCUCCAUCGCUGCCAUGAGCACCCGAAGGAGAUACGUCCGUGUGGCCACUCUAGAUGGCAGUCUGUAUGCAGUAGGAGGAUAUGACAGCUCCUCACACCUAGCAACAGUGGAAAAAUAUGAACCACAGAGUAACGCAUGGACAGCCAUCGCCAAUAUGCUGAGUCGACGCAGCAGUGCCGGGGUGGCCGUGCUGGAGGGCAUGCUCUAUGUCGCCGGGGGCAACGAUGGCACCAGCUGCCUAAACUCGGUGGAGCGAUUCAAUCCCAAGACCAACGCCUGGGAGGGCGUGGCGCCCAUGAACAUCCGCAGGAGUACCCACGACCUGGUGGCUAUGGACGGCUGGCUGUACGCAGUGGGCGGCAAUGACGGCAGCUCCAGCCUCAACUCCAUUGAGAAGUACAACCCGCGCAGCAACAAGUGGGUGGCGGCCUCCUGCAUGUUCACGCGGCGCAGCAGUGUGGGGGUGGCCGUCCUAGAGCUGCUCAACUUCCCGCCGCCUUCGUCGCCCACACUCUCUGUGUCCUCCACCAGCCUUUGACACGGGGCUAAGCUCUGGCUGACCUCAGCCUCAACCUCGGCCUUGGUUGCCACCGCACAGCCAGGCCCCAGCAAGAGACGCAACUGCUCUGUGUGAAGAGGAGGGAGUGAGAUGAUGCAUAUACUUGAAUCAGGUAGCGAGAGGGAGAGUGGAGAAAAUGGCUUGAGAGAGAGUGGGAGGGGUACAGUUUGAGGGAGAGUGGAGAGAAGGGCUUGAGAGACUGGGAGGGGUACAGUUAGAGGGAGAAGAGGUGAUGGGAAGAGUGAAAGAUGGAGAGAGAAAUGCACAGAGGGGACUGCUGGAUCUGGUCUCUUUCCCUGAAGUCUCACUGUAUUACCGUAAAGAUACCAGCUUCUAGUCUAUUGAAGAACACAGGAGAGUUUUCCUCAGAUAAAGAGGUUGGGAAAAAAACACCAUUUGCAAUCCAAUACCGUCUCUGAACCGAUUUUAACUUAGGAAUGUAGCUAUUGACUGGUUCUGCCAUGCAUGUUUACUGACAUUGUGUCCUGGCAGGCAGGAAUAAAAAUGAGUAGUGCAGCUGUAUGUGUCACACUAGGUGGCAUUAACGGGCAAUGUUGUUUACCGUCCUACCCUACGGACGAGCCUUGUGUAAUAGAGUGUUGCCCCUAGACAUUUUCCAGCUUUUCCCCUUAAAUGGUUAAGGUUAGUAUUGAGGAGGGGAAGCUGAUCCUAGAUCUGUACCUAAGGAAAACUUCAACCAACCAAUGGAGAAGAAGAAAAAAAAGAAUGUAGCUAUUGAUUCGAGAUCUAUCGUUACUCUAAACUGUAAAUUAGUUUAAUUUCUUUAAAAAAUAUAUAAGAACAGAUAUGAUGUUGAAUUAUUUAUUAAAUGUAAAAAAAAUAUAUAUAUAUAUAGCUAAUAUAUUCCGACAAUUUCAAAGAUGCUUUGUGAAAAGCAAAUGGACCACUGCUACGACUCGAGUGCCGUAUUAUUUUUAUUUUGUUGUGUUAACGUCGUGCAUAUCAUUGAUGGAAGUGUGUCCGAGAGGAUGUCAAAAGUGGGAAGUUGUCCGGUUUGAGCGUUGAGUAUAUCAGAGUGAAGGAUUGAAAAGGAUUUUUUAAACUGAUGAAGAUAUCAGGGCCCGUAUUCAUAAAGUGUCUCAGGGUAGGAAUGCUGAUCUAGGUUCCCCCUUAUUCAUAAUGAUUUAAAAGGAUAAACUGAUCCUAGAUCAGCAUUCCUACUCUGAGACACUUUUUGAAGACGGGCAGAGGUCAACUAAAAUAUCUUUAUUAUUUGUAAAGGAUAACAGAUAAAAGAAAGAGGUUUAUUUUGUUCAUGCAGUGUUUAUUCUUUUGUCGGUUGGUACCUUGACUGAAAAUGUUAAAUAUUUUUCAAAAGUAGCCUUGUCACUGCCACAUGUAUUUCACAACCGAUGUCAUUAGUAGUUAUGGCAACUGAUGUCCAAUACGGUUGUAUGGAAGGCUAUGGUAUGCAAGCUUGCUUGUCCGCUAGCUAAUUAGAAGACCCCAAUCCAUUGUAUAGAUCAUUAUCAUUCAUAAACACAUAGUGGUAUCACGAUCAUGACAGCUUUGAAAUGGCUAAAGAGCAGAAGGUUCAAGUAAUGUGUAGGCCAAUUAACACAACACUAAUCUUAAUACUUGAGACUAGCUGCGGCAAUGUCAAUGUGGAAACAUUUAUGGUGCUUUCAUUUUGUGUUACUUACUCAUCAUUUUGUACUUUCCCUCAUCAUACCUCUUCCUGUAUUGUUGAAAAGGAUCCAAAGUUACCACAGCGAUGUUUACGUAGUAAACGUGUGACAACAUGUAGUAUAACUCUAAGCUCUAACGAUACUCUGGAACACGUCUAUCUGAUAAUACCAUUCUUUGGAAGUUCCACAAAAUGGCACACAUCAAAGCAACGGCUGAUUGGUUAAGGAAAUGAAGCUGUUUCUACAUACUCAAUACUGAUACUUUACCUGAGGUUAAAGAGCUGUGUCAGCCACAACAGGUCCUAAUUUGAGUUUUUGACUCGUCACAGUUAACUAGGUUGAAUAAAUAGGCUAUGUAGAGCAGUGUGAUCAAAUGUAAAACUUCUGAGAAGUUAUUUAUUUUCCUUUUUUCAAAGGAUUUUGUUGAUCUGGUUUUGUUUUUACCCCCCAGUAAUGGUGAAGUGUUUUGUCCCCAAAUCGCAAAAGUGGUUGCAGUGAUGUCUUCUGUGACGUCAUGGUCAGGUUGUAUACAGAUUGUUUUAAGAGGUCUGUUUAGCGACCAGAAAAAAAACUUAUUUAGCUGGUUGUAAUCUGGUAUCUAACCAGGCGUCUCUACAACCAGAAAAUGACGUCAUUAUAACAUUCCAUGCCAAAUUUUACACGGUGGGUUCGUGUGAGCUCAUAAUGUACCAUGAGUGAAAUCUCCACACAAGAACUUGGCCUCCAUUUAGUUGAAUCAAAUGUAACGAAGGAAUUGUCCAAAUUCUCAGAUUGAAUGCAUUGUCAAUGUGACUGUAGCUUUUUUAGUUGACACAUUAUUGUUCAAUGUGACCUGCAUCGUUUAUUAAUAUGUUAUAUCUUUAUUGAGAAAAUGUAUGGAGAAAUGUUGCACUAUUGUGAAAUGGAGCAAUACACUGUAUAGAAAAUAAAUAAAAUGCUUUCAGGUGUGAGAACCCA